Molecule: messenger RNA, 1857 nt
Organism: Neltuma alba
Lineage: Eukaryota; Viridiplantae; Streptophyta; Magnoliopsida; Fabales; Fabaceae
Product: cytochrome P450 89A2-like
Exons: 1
Coding region: 82-1635 (517 amino acids)
Cellular component (GO): membrane
Molecular function (GO): heme binding; iron ion binding; oxidoreductase activity, acting on paired donors, with incorporation or reduction of molecular oxygen, NAD(P)H as one donor, and incorporation of one atom of oxygen
Source: RefSeq, a predicted model, not a curated record
UAUCUUCAUCCACACCUCUCCCUCCGAAAUAUAUCCGCUUAUUCUCCUAAUUCUCAUAAGCUUUUCUCACUCAAAAUCAUCAUGGAGGUUUGGUUCGUCGUCCUCGUCUCUAUCUCUCUCUGCCUUCUUCUCAGAGCUUUCUUCAACCUUCUCCUUCCUUCCCCCUCCCCUCCCCUCCCUCCUGGUCCUCUUCGUAUCCCUUUCAUCGGUUCCUUCGUUUUUCUGGGAAAAUCAUUCUCAGAACUCGAACCCAUUCUUCGAAGUCUUCACGCCAAGUAUGGCUCCAUGGUCACUCUGCCUAUUGGUUCUAGUCCUGCUGUAUUCAUUGCUGAUCGAUCUCUCGCCCACCAAGCCCUCGUUCAAAAGGGCGCCGUCUUCUCCGACCGCCCCAAGGCCCUUCCCGCCGCUAAAAUCAUCAACAGUAACCAGUAUAACAUCAGCUCCGCUUUCUAUGGCCCAACAUGGCGAGUGCUCCGUCGCAACUUCACAUCCGAGAUUGCUCAUCCGACCCGGAUCAGGUCCUUCUCGGGUGCGCGUAAAUGGGUUUUGGACGUGCUUCUCAGUCGCCUCAGGUCUGUCUCAGAAUCAAGCAAACCCAUUAAAGUGAUUGACCAUAUCCAGUAUGCUAUGUUCUGCUUGCUGGUUUUCAUGUGCUUCGGUGAGAGGUUAGAAGACAAGCAAAUCAAAGAUAUCGAAUAUGUUCUGCGUCGUUUGCUUUUGAGCUUCACUAAGAUGAAUACACUAAAUUUCCUGCCAAGAGCAGUGACUCGAAUAUUUUUCCGCAAACGUUGGGAGGAACUUCUGCAAAUGGUCACGGACAGAGAAAAUGUGAUAAUUCCACUGAUAAGAGCGAGGAAGAAAGCCAAGGAAGAGAGGUUAAGCAAAUCGAACGAGGACAGCAACAACAAGGAAGGUGAAAUCACAGUGUGUUAUGUGGACACCUUGUUGGAUUUGGAGUUUUCUGAGGAGAAGCGAAAGCUUGAGGAAUCUGAAAUGGUUUCGGCAUGUUCAGAGUUUCUUGAUGGAGGCACAGAUACAACAGCGACAGCUUUACAAUGGAUUCUGGCAAAUUUGGUGAAGUACCCUCAUAUUCAACAGAGGCUUGUGGAUGAAAUAAGAGAGGUCAUGGGCGAGAGGGACGACCAGGAAGUGAAAGAAGAAGAUCUGAGCAAAAUGUCAUAUCUGAAAGCUGUGAUCUUGGAGGGACUAAGGCGUCAUCCACCUGGGCACUUUGUGCUGCCACACGCAGUUUCAGAAGACGUGGUUUUGAAUGAUUACUUGGUGCCCAAGAAUGGGACUGUGAAUUUCAUGGUUGCAGAGAUGGGAUGGGACCCAAAGGUGUGGGAAGAUCCAAUGGAGUUCAAGCCUGAAAGGUUCUUGAACAGUGAAGGGAAGGGAAGUGAAGCGUUUGAUAUUACAGGGAAGAAAGAGAUAAAGAUGAUGCCAUUUGGGGUAGGAAGAAGGAUGUGUCCUGGCUAUAAUCUGGCAAUGCUUCAUUUGGAGUAUUUUGUGGCCAAUCUGAUUUGGAAUUUCGAGUGGAAGGCUGCAAAUGAUAAUGUUGAUUUGUCUGAGGUCCAAGAAUUCACGGUCGUAAUGAAAAGCCCAUUACAGGUUCUUAUAUCUCCCAGGCUUUAGUUAGAUACAUGCAAAAUCCAUUACAAGAUGAUGGCAUCAGUACCUUAAAUUCGUGCUUUUUCUUUUUUUACCUAAUUAAUAAAGGCCAUAUGUCAGUGUAGUUAUAUUAUCUUUUCUUCCAUCAAUGUUUUUGUAAUGCACGCGAAAAUAUGAGUUUGUUUUCAAUAGGUUUUAGAACAGUCAUUUGAUUUUGAUUUUUUCGUACCUAAGUUCUCUGGUUAA